Molecule: messenger RNA, 1028 nt
Organism: Prosopis cineraria
Lineage: Eukaryota; Viridiplantae; Streptophyta; Magnoliopsida; Fabales; Fabaceae
Product: G-type lectin S-receptor-like serine/threonine-protein kinase At1g11330
Biological process (GO): protein phosphorylation
Molecular function (GO): ATP binding; protein kinase activity
Source: RefSeq, a predicted model, not a curated record
AUUUAUGAAUGAGAUAGUUGUCAUUUCCAAGCUUCAACACCGCAAUCUUGUAAAACUUUUAGGAUGUUGUACUGAAGAGAAGAAAAAAAGUUUGAUCUAUGAAUACAUGCCAAAUAAAAGUUUGGAUGCAUUUAUUUUCGAUCCACAAAAACGUAAACUUCUACAUUGGGGGAAGCGCUUUGUCAUAAUUGAAGGAGUAGCAAGAGGAGUACUUUAUCUUCAUAGAGAUUCUAGACUAAAAAUUAUACAUAGAGUAAAGGCAAGUAACAUCUUGCUAGAUGAGAACUUAAUUCCCAAAAUAUCAGAUUUUGGUAUGGCUAGAAUUUUCAAAGGAAGUGAAGAUCAAGCGAACACAAGAAAAGUUGUUGGAACCUAUGGCUAUAUGUCUCCAGAAUAUGCAAUGGAAGGAUUAUUUUCAGAAAAAUCAGAUGUGUUUAGUUUUGGAAUUUUAUUAUUAGAGAUUAUUAGUGGAAGAAAAACUCAAGCUUUUAUACACAAGCACUCUCUGAGCCUUUUAGGAUUUGCAUGGAAAUUAUGGAAUGAAGGAAACAUUGUACAGCUAAUAGAUCCAGAAAUAUUUAAUCAAAACCCAGCGAAGGAUAUAUUGAGGUGCAUACAAAUAGGACUUCUAUGUGUACAAGAUCUUGCAAUAGAGAGGCCGAGUAUGAGCACAGUAGUUUCCAUGCUUAAUAGUGAGAUUGUCCAUCUUCCUCCUCCAAGGCAACCUGCAUUCACCCAAUGGCAAAGUACAUUGAAUCAAUUGACUCCAGAAGAAAAUCAAAGAAUAUUUUCCAACAAUGAAGUCAGUAUUAGUGAUAUGGAGGGCAGAUAGCGAGGUCACAAAUCUAUCACUAAAAUAGUGUUGUUUUGAUGAGUAACUUCAUUUGCGCAGUUGUUGUAUUCUUGGUGGUAUGAAGUAUCCAAUACUGUAUAUGAGCUUUCUCUAUUUUUGUUUGUUUUUAAUGUAAUGGCUGUUUUUGGAUAUGGAUUCUUUUUGAAAUCAAGGUAUGAAUUGUAAUAUUUAUCAA